Molecule: messenger RNA, 1571 nt
Organism: Cynara cardunculus var. scolymus (artichoke)
Lineage: Eukaryota; Viridiplantae; Streptophyta; Magnoliopsida; Asterales; Asteraceae
Exons: 4
Coding region: 31-1191 (386 amino acids)
Molecular function (GO): RNA binding
Source: RefSeq, a predicted model, not a curated record
UGCCGAUAUGCUUUGCUCCACGCGCACAGAAUGAAUCAUAUGGUAAGUCGUUCAUUUCGUGGCUUCAGAAGACGAUACUUUGCUUCAUUUUUCAAACCCACUUUCAACUCUUGUUCUCCGUGUCCCAGGCCAAUUCUAUACCAAGAACGGACUCUAGCUUCAUUCAAUUCAUCAAACAGUUGGUGGGCAUUCAGAAACUUGACCAUUUGUAGGCGCUAUGGGUCAUCGUCGUCUUCAUCAUCAGUGCGUUGCGUUAUAUCACAAGGCAAACCCAAAUUCGAGAUAUUUGAAAUCGAUCCGCCAAAGAAAUACAAGUGGCUAACAAAGAAAAGGCUGAAGUUGCAGAGGAAGAAAGAGAAGCAGAAGAGAAGAUCAGCCAACAAAAGGGACCCUCGUCGUCUCACCAUCAAAGGGUCUAAAAGGAAAGGCAAGUUUGCCACUGUCGAGGAACGAAUCAAAUAUAAGCUUGAAAAGACAAAAAUUAAGGAAGCUUUACUUAUUGAAAGACUCAAGAGCUAUGAAGUUCCAAAACUCCAGGGUCCUAUGGUCAAACCAGUUGAGAUAACAGGUGAAGAGCGAUUCUACAUGAAAAAGAUGGCCCAGAAAGGGUCGAAUUACGUACCAGUUGGAAGAAGAGGUGUAUUUGGUGGUGUUGUUCUUAAUAUGCAUAUGCAUUGGAAAAAACAUGAGACUGUAAAGGUCAUCUGCAAACCUUGUAAACCUGAUCAAGUACACGAGUAUGCUAAUGAAAUUGCAAGAUUAAGUGGUGGAAUCCCGAUUCAGGUAAUUGGAGAUGACACCAUAGUCUUUUAUCGUGGAAAGGAUUAUGUGCAGCCCGAGGUUAUGAGUCCGAUUGACACUUUGUCCAAGAAAAAGGCCUUAGAAAAGUCAAAGUAUGAGCAAUCGCUCGAGUCUGCAAGACACUUCAUUGCAAUUGCUGAGAAGGAACUAGAACUGUAUCGUAGGCACAUCGCACUUUAUGGUGAUCCUGCUGAUCAUAACCCGAAAACUGUUGUCGGUGGUGUAAGUGAAAGCACAGGAAAAAGAAAACAAGAUAACUUUGAUAGUUCCUCUAAUGAAGAAUUAUCAGCAAAUGACGAUGACUAUGAACACGAUGAUUUGUCUCUAAGUGAUACAAACUGCACAGAUGAGUUGAGUACUGAACUGGAUUCUAGCGAUGAAGAAACAUAAUGCAAAAUGUCCCGAGGAAGAGUAUAGUUUGACGAUUGAGAUCUUGCAUAAUCCUUCAUCUAAUCCAAAACCGGUAAGGAUUCUGUUAUAGUUUGUUUUGAGUCAAAAGUUCUGUUGGAGUUCUGAAUCAGCCAGACACGAAAUAUUAAACCUGUAUAUAUGCCUGAACCUUCUUCUAUCUAGGAGCUCUUUUAUAGAGAGAUCCAAAGAGGUUUCACUUAUAUUAACAUGGUAUCAGAGCGGAGGUGAUCUAGGGACUCAACCCACUCUUUUACCUCCGUUCGAGGGGACUUCAAGCCUGUUGGAGUCCCACAUCAGCAAACGGGCGAUCAAACUUGUGUGUGUGUGUGUAUAUAUAUAUAUAUGUGUGUGUGUGUGUG